Messenger RNA from Plutella xylostella (diamondback moth), 971 nucleotides. RefSeq lists its product as uncharacterized. Lineage: Eukaryota; Metazoa; Arthropoda; Insecta; Lepidoptera; Plutellidae. The record is from RefSeq and is a predicted model, not a curated record.
UAAUCAUUUUGUUUAUUAUUGAGUAAGCGGACGCUAGUCUACUAGUAUCUAGUAUCGUGGAUGACAUUGGAAAUAUUACAUUUGUUAGUUCUAUGAUGUGUAGUGUUGAGAUUUGUUUUUGUUUAGUGUCAGAACUGAGACUUUAGAAUAAAGUGCAAUUAAGGGCUCCCUCCUGUCAUAAAUAAACAAUUUGAGAAAGUGUUUAUCUAACAAUAACCAAACAUUACCCACAGAAAAUCAUGCCCUUCAAACGGGACUGGGACGCCACUUGUCCUAUAACCUGGUCUCAAUGGGAAGAGGAUGGAGUGAGCUGGAUCAUCCAGGACCUGCCGCCGCAGCACGACGCCCUGGCGGUGGACAUGCUGGUGGAGCAGUUCCUGCCUGAUGAGGUCAUGUGCAACACUACUGGAGUACACAAAGAGCCAGCGGGAGUGGCAGACGCGAGGUUAUACUGGAACGGGGCGUUGGGGAAAAGGACCAGUUUAGCGUGCUUCAGGGUGAUCGAUGGAGUGAAGGAGCUGGUCGCCGCUAAUGUGUGUCCUGUCAAGUGUCUGAAUGAUGAUGAUGAUAGCGGUGGUAUUGAGCAAUACAAAUCAACCUCAUUCCUAGAAGUAGUCAAAGGGCUGGACUACAUCGAGGAGAAGGCUCAAGCGCUGCAAGUACUAGGCGUUGAUAAGUACCUCGGCGGCGCGGGGCUGGUGGUGCGGCGGGAUGCGCGGGGGGCGAGGCUCGGGGGGAGACUGCUGCAGGCGAGAGAGCCCCUGUGUCGACACUUGGGCAUCGACGCGACGGUGACGACGUUCACGGUCCCACCUUCGCAGAAGUUAGCAACGAAAGUCGGCUUCAAACUUCUGACAGAAGUUUCUUUCUCCGAGUUAUCAGAAGCCGGACUCAAUUUCCCUAAAGAUUCUGACAUUGUCAUGAAGGUGAUGGCAAAAAUGUAUAAAUAAAGACAUUGUAUUACAGGAAAA